AAUGGGUUUUUCUGUGACUGGCGUGUUUCGAUGGCUUGCGCUCGUGAACCUGGUCAUGAUGGGCAGCGAGUAUGGUGGUGCAGCCUUGCUUGCGGGGCCGUCAGGGUCUGUUGGAUUGUUCAGCGGGCGACCAGGCACCCAGUCUGUGGAGGAUUUUGAGGAUCGACUGCUGGCGGCCUACGCCAAGGCCAAAUCGAAAGAUAAGAAGUUGACCGAGGCUGAGUUCUUGCUUCAGCUGCCCGCCUAUCUUGAGCAUGAGGCGCUGCAGUUGUGGCGCAAAUGCAGAAAGGAUAUCUUAAAAAAGCCAGAGGAUGCUUCUGAUUAUAAUCCAAUUGCUGAUCUGAUUGCGCUCUUUAAAGAGCAUUUUGGGGUGGCAAGUGCAGCAAAGGUUCGCGAGUUGCAGACCUUGAAGAAGCGCGAGGAUGAAACCUGCAGAAUGCUGAAAAGCCGCUUGGAGCGCCUCGCUGAGGAAACAGGUCUGUUGAAUGCACGCGAGCAGGCGCUGACGUUUGUGAAUGCCUUGCCCACUGCAGUGCGCGAGCGAAUUGAGCCGAUUCUCUGGGCUAAAAGCGCGAAUGGCAUCUACAGCUUGGAUGACGCAUUUCAAGCUGCUGAGCGUGUUGAGUUGGCGCAGGCGUAUGCAUCUGGCAUGCGGGGGUGGGCAGAGUCUAGCGCGCCAAGAACGAAACAAUCGUCUGCUCAUGCGGCCAGUGCCGCCGACUCUUCCUCUUGCUACAGGUGUGGGCAGCUUGGCCAUCAAGCAAGCAACUGCCCAGGGACGGACAGCCGCUGCAACUCUUGCCACAAGCGCGGCCACACAGAGGCAGUUUGCUGGACGGCGCACCCCGAGCUCAAGCCCGACUGGACCAGCGAUGGUAAGAGCAGCGGAGGCCAAGAGCGCGGGCUUGCGCAGCGAGUGGAUGCGCUAGCAGCCCAAGUUGAAAAGCUAACCCUACAGAUGGCCACCCUUGUGCAGGGCCGUCGGGUUGGUCAUGCGCGGCAGGCUGCAGUUCAGCAGCGUCCCAUGGAGUCUGACGAUGAAGUGGACGAGGCCACUGAUUCCAAGCAGGCUGCUUACAGCGCGCUUAACGCUCAAAGGCCCACUUAUGAUCUUGCGCGUGAUUGGCAGGUCGUUGACACCAGCGAUCCGGCGUAUGUUGCUGCGUCUCACAAACAAUAUUUGCAGGUUACUCAACCUAACGACUCUCAUGCACCCAAGCCUGCAGCUGAUGCAGCAUACAGCGCUCAGGGUGCCAAGCACCCAAUGGAUGCCGCCUUUGAAGACGAGGAGUACCGAGCCCGCUGCGCAGCUCACGACGCCUACCGCGCUCAGAAGGAGAAGGAGGAGGAAGGCCGGAAGUGGGCCGAGAAGUUGCUGGACGCGUGGGAGGAGCGCCAGCUCAAGCGGCAGGGUGAGUAG
This is a messenger RNA of Klebsormidium nitens, 1420 nucleotides long. The record is from the annotation of a GenBank genome assembly. Lineage: Eukaryota; Viridiplantae; Streptophyta; Klebsormidiophyceae; Klebsormidiales; Klebsormidiaceae.